AUGGUCCGACACAAGAAAGACUUUGGUGGCCGGGGCAAGAAGCUGCACUACGGUCCAUCGCGACCGCGGCCGGGCGCAGCAGCAGACGACGGCACGGCCGAAGGCCAAGACGCCCAGGUGUCGUCAUCGUCGUCCUGGCCAGCCUUCAAGGCAGCGUGCUGGGACCUGGGCCACUGCGAUCCGAAGCGGUGCUCGGGCAAGAAGCUGAUGCGUCUGGGUCUGAUGCGCGACCUCAAGCUGGGCCAGCGACACGCGGGUGUGGUGAUCACGCCCAACGGACGGCAGGUGGUCAGCCCGGCGGACGGCGAGCUGCUGCGGCAAUUUGGCGCGGCCGUGGUGGAAUGUUCGUGGGCACGCACCAAGGAGGUGCAGUGGAACAAGGUGGGCGGCAAGUGCGAGCGUCUGCUGCCAUACCUGGUGGCGGCCAACACGGUCAACUACGGCAAGCCGUGGCGGCUGAACUGCGUGGAGGCGCUGGCCGCGGCCUUUUACAUCUGCGGCCAGCGUGCAUGGGCCGAGGCGGUGCUGGCGCCCUUUUCGUACGGCGAGUCGUUUCUGAACAUCAACCGGACGCUGCUGGAGCGGUACGCGGCGUGCGCGGACGACGGCGAGGUGAAGCGGACCGAGGAAGCGUGGAUCGAGCAGCUGGAGCGCGAGUAUACGGAGAGCCGCGAGGAUCGGGCGAGUGCGGCCGACAUCUGGAAGGGUGGCAACUCGAAUCUGCGACACCUGCAGGGCAGCGAGGACGAGGGGGGGAGCGGGGAAGACGACGGAGAAGAAGAGCAGCCGGACAGAGAUCCGUUUGACAUCUCGGACGACAGCGACGACGAGGCCGAGAUGGAGGAGAUCCGCAGAAAGGUGCUCGCUUCAAGGCCGUUUGCCGAUUCGGGUGCCAAGAACGAGAAGAAACCGCUGCAGCAACAACAGCUGCAGCCACCGAUUGCGCGACCAUCCAAUGCCGAACCAGACUCAGACAACGACCAGCAGUAUGGGUCGUCAUCCGAUAGCGAGGGAGACGGCGAGAAUGCGAGCGUUGACAGCGACAACGGCGACGACGACGACGAUGACGAUGAUGACUUUGACCAGAUCAUCAUGGCGACGCCGGUGACGGACCAGAUGGGCGUGGCGCGGCUGAAAAAGGAGCGGGAACGGGCAGCGAUCUCGACCCGGACAUUCACGUCGGGCUAUGUAGCAGCAGGUCGAAGAGGGUGA
Messenger RNA from Grosmannia clavigera kw1407, 1212 nucleotides. Its product is annotated as rli and duf367 domain containing protein. Lineage: Eukaryota; Fungi; Ascomycota; Sordariomycetes; Ophiostomatales; Ophiostomataceae. Bases 1 to 1212 code for a protein of 403 amino acids. Gene Ontology annotation, molecular function: rRNA small subunit aminocarboxypropyltransferase activity. Gene Ontology annotation, biological process: maturation of SSU-rRNA. The record is from RefSeq and is a predicted model, not a curated record. The transcript has a single exon.